AACUUCCUGGGAUUCACAUGGAUAUUUCUUUGACACGUGUCACCUACCUUAACAUCGCUGCAGACCAAGUACGCCCCUUCAUGGUAAAGGUAUUCCCUGAUGUCAGCGACCAUUUUCAGCAGGAUAAUGAGCCCUACUAUACUGCAAGCAUUGUUCAGGAACCGUUUGAGGAACAUGACAAAGCAUUCAAAGCGUUCCCUUGGGCUCCAAAUUCCCCAGAUCACAAUCUGAUCUAUCUGUGGUUACAUGCUGGACAAAAAAAGUUUGAUCCGUUGAGGCUCCACCUCACAACUUAACAGACUUAAAGGAUCUGCUGCUAAUAUCUUGGUGACAGAUACCACAGCACACCUUCAGCCGUACAGAGGAGUCCAUGCUUCAUCGGGUCAAAGCUGUUUGUCAUCAUAUGUAGGGAUCGACACAAUAUUAGACAGGUGGUUUUAAUGUUAUGGCUGAUCUGUGUACAGUAUAUAUUACAUCUUUUAUAUUCCAUAUUGCCUCCCGUUGUAUAAUGCUGUAGUAUUUUUCCAACUGGGUUCUUGGCUCAAUGUCUCCAAGUUUUCACAUUUGUUCUUUUAACUGAUGCUUGAAUCACAAACCCUGUCUAUCUGCAGCUCUUAAAGUCAACUCAUCAUGUUGACGCUGUCGUGUGACGUCAACCGUCGACACACGGAGCAUCGCAGCCGAGUGUCUAAUCCUAUUUAUGUCUAUCUACUCGCCUUCUGUCUCCUCUACUCUCUCGACACCUGUCGCUCCUCAGAUUAUUAGUAAUUUAGCACAUUAUUUCCUUUCUGUUCAGGACAGGUAGUUUUUAUUCUUCAGCAAAUGUAUUCUUUGACAUUUAACAUGAGUUUUUUUUUCAUGCUGCAGCUAGAAAACCUUGAGGAUUACAAUAUUAAAGCAAAUAAUCUCUUAUGGAAAAGUGCAAAGGGAUUCACAGCAGCUCUGAGACAUGUUGAUUCAUCUUUCUUUCUUACUUGAAAGACAAACAGGAUUAUUAAAAUUAUUCUACUGUUAGGAGGGAACUGCUUCAACUCCAACAUCAUGCAGAAUAUGCAGGUCCCAUCUCAUCUUGCCCUGGCCUUGUCUCCAGGAUUGCGGCGCAAGCAGCUGAUGUGGAAGAAUGCGGUCAAGCACAUCAUCAGCCAGCAUGAGCUAAAGGACCAGUAUGGUGCCGAGCCUGCACGCAAGAUUAACGUCACCGACGUCUACAUUGAGGAAAUAAACCGUCAGAUACGCAGCAAGAUGUCACGUGGUUGCACCAAACGCCGUUCCUCUGUUGUCCGUGUCCAUCCGUCCUUCUUUAGAGAGCAGAACUCUUCCAACAGCUCGCAGACAGGUGUAACUGCUGAGUUUGCCAGUGACGCUGAUUUUUUUGUGCGCUGGGGCCACACAGUUCAUGGAGUCUAUGUCCCGACUCUGAGACACACCUUCAAAUCUCGCGACUUGGAGAAGCUUUACCAGAGGCAUUCCUCACACACCAGACGUACCUCGUUGGUGUUCACAAACAUUAUAGAUGCUGCAGCAAAGCUGCACUUACUGGUCCUGUAUCUGGCUCUUGCCCCAGAUGGAAUAAACCCACUACAUGCCUGGAUUACUAGCUUUUUCAUGGCAUUUGCGGUACUGCUUUGUGUUCUUGUGUUCACCUGCAAGCGUUCCCAUUUCCCAGAGUGGCUGCAUUAUGCCGGCAUGGCUAGCUGGCUGUCACAGACUUCCCAGGUGCUGGUUAGGCUUGGGUACGGGCUAGAGAAUGACCCAUCCUGGUAUGUACUGUUCAACCUGUUUGCCACGUACACACUUCUGCCAUUGCCGCUGCUGUGGGCAAUGGGGGCUGGCUCACUAACAUCAACACUCCACCUAAUUGUGGAGACCGUACAGCACUUUGAUGAAGUUGGACUGCUGAGAAAGAUUCUUGCAAAGGCCUUGCUAUAUAUGAGUAUGAACACAGCUGGGCUAUUCAUCCAUUAUCUGAUAGACCGGGCUCAAAGACAAGCCUUCCUCGAGACUAGGCGCUGCAUCGAAGGUCACAUGAAGCUGGAGAUGGAAAACAAAAGACAGGAGCGUUUGGUGUUGUCUAUACUUCCUCGCUUUGUUGCCUUGGAAAUGAUUGCUGAUAUGAACUCUGUGGAUGAUGAACUCCUGCCUCAGCAGUUUCAUAAGGUCUACAUCCAUCAGUACACUGACGUCAGCAUCCUCUUUGCUGAUAUAAAGGGAUUUACCUCGUUGUCCAUGACGAUGUCUGCACAGGAGUUGGUGCGCACCCUGAAUGAACUCUUUUGCCGUUUUGAUCGUCUGGCUGAGGAACACCACUGCAUGAGGAUAAAGAUCCUUGGUGACUGUUACUACUGCGUGUCUGGAGUCCCAGAACCACAGAGAGCUCAUGCUCAGUGCUGUGUAGAAAUGGGUCUGGCUAUGAUCAUCACCAUACGAAAUGUGCGAAAGCAGCUCAACCAUGACAUGGACAUGCGUAUCGGGAUCCAUUCUGGCUCGGUUCUGUGUGGGGUUCUGGGCCUGCAGAAGUGGCAGUUUGAUGUGUGGUCCUGGGAUGUUGGCAUAGCCAACAUGCUAGAAGCAGGUGGUAUCCCUGGCCGUAUCCACAUCUCGCGCGCCACGCUGGACUGCCUGGGUGGGAGCUAUGAAACUGAGGAUGGUUGUGGUUAUGAACGCAGCGAGUUUCUGCGGAAACACAACAUCGACACUUUCCUCAUCUGCCCCAGGGAAGAGGAAAAUUCUGUAGAGGCGGAGCCUUCCAAAAUAUGCAUGACCAAAUGCAUGACCAUGAUUCGCACCUCAAACACAGACAAUAUAUUUCGCAGCAUUAACAAUAUGAGCAGUAUCUUGGCAUCAUUCACAAAUGGCUCUCUGGUGCAGCUGCCCAAUUCGAGAAAGAAAUAUUCCAGUGACAAAGAGAUUAAUAAACGGAUAGAGCAUGCCAUUGAACUGCGCAGCAGCGAGCGUAUGCAGCAGGAGCACAUCAGUCCAUCCACACUGGUGUUCAAGGAUGCACACAUUGAGAAGAAGUUCUCGCAGAUGAGAGAUGAAACUUUUAAGUCUAACCUGGUCUGUUCCUUCAUCAUGCUGCUCUUCCUCAUGGGAGUCCAGGCCCUUAUCCCUGCACCCAGGCCAUAUUCCAUCGCUGUUCAGUUCUGUGUUGUGCUGCUUGGAUAUCUUGUGUUGCUAGUGAUGGCUCUGGCAGAGGAGUUCAAAUAUUUCCCGACUGUACUUCAACGAUUUUGUUGCUGGAUUCACGAGAACAACUUUAUGCGUUCUCUGCUCACCGUCACUGCCAUAGCCUUGAAUUUCGGCAUGGCUUCUGCUAACAUGGUUUGGUGUUACUUCAUGCAUGAAGAUGUGGAAAGCACUGCUGAGACCAACCAAAGACCUUUAACUGUCUGCACUCAUCCUGAGUUUUUUGUACUGAGUGGUGUUGUUUCCAUGGUUACCUGUGCAGUGUUUAUAAGACUCAGCUCCCUUUUAAAGCUCACCGUCCUGUUACUGGUAGCGACUGCCUAUACUUACUUUGUUGAAGUGGCCUUUCAUACACUUUACAUCAAUCAACAAGAGCAGGAGCAACUCUCCAGAUCUCACUACCUGAGAAGAAAAGGCAUCUCAAUUCUGUUAAUAGCGAUGUUUGUGUUCGCCGUGUUCUACAACGGGCGGCAGUGGGAGGCUACAGCCAGACUGGACUUCCUGUGGCGUCUGCAGGCCCAACAGGAAGUGGAGGACAUGCGAGAGCUGAGAGAGCAGAAUGAGUGUCUGCUCCACAACAUCCUUCCUGCCCAUGUUGCUCGCCAUUUUCUGGACAGGAACAAGAAUGAUGAUGAGCUGUACGCGCAGUCAUACGACGAGGUAGGCGUGAUGUUCGCCACCAUUGCCGGCUUUAACGAGUACUACGAGCAGAAAGAGAUUCGACACGAGGGUGUGGAGUGUCUCAGGCUCCUCAACGAGAUCAUUGCUGACUUUGAUGAGCUGUUAGAAGAAACGUACUUUUUGGAUAUUGAGAAAAUCAAAACCAUCGGGAGCUGCUACAUGGCAGCAUCUGGCUUAUCACCUAAUAAACAGACCAGAUGUAACAGCGACUGGCAUCACCUGAGCGAACUGGUUCUUUUUGCUCUGGCAAUGCAAGAGUCCCUGAGGGUGAUCAACAGACAUCCGUCCAACAACUUCCAGCUACGUGUCGGAAUCGCACAUGGACCCGUCGUGGCCGGGGUGAUCGGCGCUGCUAAACCCCAGUACGAUAUCUGGGGGAUGACGGUAAACCUGGCAAGCCGCAUGGACAGUGCAGGCAUCAGUGGGAGGAUCCAAGUCCCUGAGCCCACAAAGAAGAUUCUCUCUGACUGGGGAUUUGUUCUGGAGCUGCGUGGAGAGAUCUUCAUUAAGGGCGUUAGUGAGCACCAGGGACGCUUACGCACCUACUUUAUCAACAAUAGCAGGGUGCAUCGGACCGCAAAUGUAUCCAGCAAAGGGACAAAGACAGCCAGACGAGACGUAGGGAGGAACACGCUAGCUUCUGUAGUGUUUAGUCUCCUCCGGGCCAUCCAGAAAGAAAAGCAAAGCGGAACUGCUGGACGAUUCUCACUGUCUACCCACAACAUGCAGUGUUAGCAUGAAAUAAGAUAACUGACCUGAUCUGUGAAAUGAGCUCGACUUGUUACCUUCACCCUUCAAGAGAAAUUCCUCAGUUCUGCAUAGUUAUAAACAACAAUAAAAAAAAUCCCCAUUCAUUUGAUUCCAUCACAUUUGAACAAAUUUUUACACGCCACAUUAAAGGUGACAAGACACCACUUAUCAUAUAAUUUAUGCUGAAUGUGUUAAUAAUUAGAUGUAACGACAGGGUAAGAUUUCCUUUUAAGUACCAUAAGGACCAAUUUAAUUCAAAUGAAGUAAAGCGGUUAUGUACACUGUACUUAGGGUUGCCACCCGUCCCGUGAAAUACGGAAUCCUCCCGUAUUUUACAUAGGUCUACAUUAUACAGCAUCCCAUGCAAAUCACCCCACCCGCAUUGUGUGGAGAAACGUCCUAUUCUGCCCCUGAUUGGGUAAUAC
Messenger RNA from Tachysurus fulvidraco (yellow catfish), 5042 nucleotides. Its product is annotated as adenylate cyclase type 8. NCBI's taxonomy places the organism in Eukaryota, Metazoa, Chordata, Actinopteri, Siluriformes, Bagridae. The transcript is spliced from 19 exons. The record is from RefSeq and is a predicted model, not a curated record. Gene Ontology annotation, molecular function: adenylate cyclase activity. Gene Ontology annotation, biological process: adenylate cyclase-activating G protein-coupled receptor signaling pathway; cAMP biosynthetic process; intracellular signal transduction. The coding region runs from base 1042 to 4602 and encodes 1186 amino acids. Gene Ontology annotation, cellular component: plasma membrane.